AUGCUCUCUCUCAAUACGACGAAGUACUCGCCGCCCUCGGGGUACCAGGUUUCAGACCUGCCAAAACCGGUGCUUGACGACCGCAAUGAUGUGAUCAUCAAGGUUCACACCGCCAGCAUUAAUCCUAUUGAUGUUAAAAAGGCGAGCGGUAUUUUGAAAAUGGGGCUCAAGGACAAGUUUCCAUACAAGAUUGGCUAUGAUUGUGCCGGUAUUGUGGCAGAGGUCGGCGCUGGCGUGAGUCAUCUCAACGUCGGCGAUGAGGUGUACACUCGGCUCCCAGAGGCUUCUCGAGGCUCAUGCAGCGAGUUUGCGAAAUGCCCAGAGCAAUAUGUUGCUCUAAAGCCGCCUUCCCUUUCAUUUGUUGAUGCUGCCUCUAUUCCACUGGCGGCAAUGACAGCUCUCCAAGCGCUAAGAAGAUACAAUGGUGAUCUCACAGGGAAAACUGUAUUUGUACCUGCUGGUUUGAGUGGAACGGGCUUAUUUGCUUGUCAGUUGGCCAAGCACGCAUUUAAAGCUGGUAAAGUGAUCACGACAGUGUCGACUUCCAAGAUCCCCAAGGUGAAAGAGCUCUUGGGGGAGGGUACUGUGGAUGAGAUUAUUGACUACACCAAAGUCAAUCCCAAAAAUGCUAUCCAACCCGGCACAAUUGACUUCCUGUUUGAUACAGUUGGAUCCUCCAUGCCGUAUCUGAGCUUGAUGCGACCUAACACAAGUUGUAUUAUUUCUGUUUCAACCACUCCAUCAGGUGAUCAGCUUCAGGCCUCUUCUUUAAUGCAACUACCCCACCGGCCAGUCCUUCCGCUGCCAAUGCGGCUUGCCCUGAACCUGAUGGACAAUGUCCGGAAGCUUCGGGCAUGGCGCUAUGGUGUUACCUACUCAUACAUGUUUCUUGAAUCGAGCGGCAAAGACUUGGAUCAGCUGAGGGAGCUCGUUGAAUCUGGUAAGCUGAGGACGGUUGUGGGGACGACCGCCAACCUGAGGGACAUUAAAGCUGUCCAGGAUCUGUGCCAGGUCGUUUACAGUGGCCGCGGUGGCCUUGGGAAAGCAGUUAUCAAAGUUGUUGAGGAGUAG
Messenger RNA from Aspergillus glaucus CBS 516.65, 1071 nucleotides. Its product is annotated as NADP-dependent oxidoreductase. The transcript has 5 exons. Gene Ontology annotation, molecular function: oxidoreductase activity. Lineage: Eukaryota; Fungi; Ascomycota; Eurotiomycetes; Eurotiales; Aspergillaceae. Bases 1 to 1071 code for a protein of 356 amino acids. Gene Ontology annotation, cellular component: mitochondrion. The record is from RefSeq and is a predicted model, not a curated record.